Messenger RNA from Auanema sp. JU1783, 603 nucleotides. The record is from the annotation of a GenBank genome assembly. NCBI's taxonomy places the organism in Eukaryota, Metazoa, Nematoda, Chromadorea, Rhabditida, Rhabditidae.
AUGCUCUUCUGUCCCUCUCAAGCAGUUUCAAGUGUUUUAUGGUAUUUCUUGAUGUACAUGUGGAUUAUCCGUUCGGUACAUUCGAUCCCAAAUGAUCUAGGAUUUGGAAAAUGGAGAAAACCUCAACUAACAUGGACUAUAUAUCGUUAUCCUGACGCUCGGAAACAUCCAAAGAUGUCAUCAAAAGCUUUCGAGCGUUAUGUGCAUGACAGUAUGACCAAAGCUCUCAAGAUCUGGUCCAAGGCUGUACCCAUUCAAUUUCUAAAGGAUGAAAGCAAGAGUGCUCAAAUCAAAGUUUUUUUCUAUUCGUUAGCUCAUAAAGAUAGGUAUCCGUUUGAUGGCACCGGAGGUGAACUAGCUCACACUUUCUAUCCAGACGAGCAAAAGAAAGGGGAAAUUCAUAUAGAUGAUGAUGAACCAUGGUCACCUGAUGGAGGUAGAAAUCUAGAAUGGACUUUAGCUCACGAACUCGGACAUGCUCUUGGCAUUCCUCAUCUUUCUGCACCUUCUCUAAUGCAAGAAGGCUAUCGAGGAUAUCUGAACAGUCCAAGACUUACACCUAUUGACAUCGAAGCAGCUAAAAUGCUUUAUAAUUUAAAUUAA